UUACUGUACGUCGUGAAUUUUGUUUUUGAAUCUAUUUCCGCGUUUGUCACGUGACUCUUGCCUCCGCUCAUGACAACAUGUGGCGAUCCUCGUAGCCUAGUCCCAGAUGCGGAAGUACACAAACCACUAACCUAAUGAGCAGUCCCGGAAAAUAUCUCACAGCUCUUGAAACAGCUAGUUCUUCUUUUGUGAUCAGAAGUGGAAUCCGCCUGUCACGUCAUUGUAAUCGUGUUUAAUCGCCAGGUGAAGGCGCGUCACUGUCUUCACCUCCACAGCCUGGCCGCCACACACGGAGGAGGCAGCAGGUCUGUUUCUGCACCAUCAUCGGUGAAAACACAACAGCUGGCCGAGCGUCAUGAGUCAGCGGACAGAGCGACGGCGGGGGAUCCAUGUGGACCAAUCAGACCUGCUGUGCAAAAAGGGAUGCGGUUACUACGGCAACGCAGCAUGGCAGGGUUUGUGCUCCAAGUGCUGGAGGGAGGAGUACCAGCGGGUACGACAGAAGCAGAUCCAGGACGACUGGGCCUUGGCUGAGAAGUUGCAACGAGAGGAGGAGGCAGCGUAUGCCAGUAGUCAGGGAGCGCAGACCCAGUCCCACUCCCAGUCCACUCCACCCCAGACAGGACAUGCGUCUCUGGGGCCUUUUUCCAAGUUUGAGGAGAAGAAGACUAAUGAGAAGACACGGAAAGUAACCACUGUUAAAAAGUUUUUCAGCCCGUCGUCACGUACUCCUCCCAAGAAAGAAACUCAGGAGGCCAAGACACCCAGUCCUUCCGUCAGCCGUCACGCCAGCUUCGAAACAGAACAAGUGUCCAAGGACUUUGUGGACUUCCUGAAAAAUCUUCAGAAGCCUGGUCGGGAGAUCCACAAGCAGUGCCGAGCGUUCAUCGUAAACAUGUCCAGCAAGAAGGAACUUGGUGCCGAUGAACUGUCAGAGUGUGUCCAAGAUUUCUACCAGAACAUGUCUGAUCGACUGAUGAGUCAUUUUAAAGGUUCUUCGGACUCUGUGGAGCAGGUGAUGGAUCAAGUGGAAAAAUACAUUAUGACUCGUCUGUAUAAGAGCGUGUUCUGCCCAGAAAUCACCGAUGAUGAGAAGAAGGACUUGGCCACACAGGACAGGAUAAGGGCCCUACACUGGGUGACCAUCCAGAUGCUGUGUGUGUCUAUGGAUGAAGAAAUCCCUGAAGUCUCUGAUAAUGUGCUCAAAGCAAUAACAAAUAUUAUUGAGAUGGACUCGAAGAGGGUUCCUCGGGACAAACUUGCCUGCAUCACGCGCUGCAGCAAACACAUCUUCAGUGCCAUCAGGAUCACCAAGAAGGAGCCGGCUUCUGCUGACGACUUCCUCCCGUCGCUCAUUUACAUUGUGCUCAAGGCUAACCCUCCACGAAUCCAGUCCAACAUCCAGUACAUCACCCGGUUCUGCAACCCCAGCAGACUGAUGACCGGAGAGGACGGAUACUACUUCACCAACCUGUGCUGUGCAGUGGCCUUCAUAGAAAAGCUGGACGCCCAGUCUCUCAACCUGUCUGCAGAGGAGUUUGAGCGCUACAUGUCAGGCCAAGCUUCACCACGAAUCAGCAGCUCGGAGGCAGACUGGCCCCACGCUGGCCCCACGCCUGCCGUGACGGCCACCAACCCCGUGCUGACUCAGCUCAACCACAACCUGGAGCUGUUGUCGGGCCUCAGCAGUCGGCAGGAGUCGCUGAUGGCGGCCGCGCGGAGCCUGCAGGCCGACCUCCAGGCGUGGCCGGAGCGGGUGCAGAGGGAGGUGCACAGUAUCCUGGAAAAGUACCCACUGGAGGUGAUGUCAUGCACAGCGUCUGCCAUUGAUGCCAACAACAUGGACAAUGACAACCUGCCAUCACCCCUCACGCCUCAGGUGUUUGCCGGGUAGUGGAGUCUACGAAGGGAGGAGAAACACGUCAAACCCAGCCGCGGCACUCCUGCUUUUAAAAGUCAGCCUGUAUCUGUGUCUUGAGCUCGGUGGUAACGUACUAAACGCACAAAUCUCACCUGUCUUACUGCACCUUAAAGGUCCAGGUCACUAAAUUUUGUGCACAUUGCUGCACACUCCAUUAUCCUGAGCCUCCACAUCAACCCCACAACAGAACAGAAAUGUAGUAGUAGCAAUAUAUGUUCAAUACAACAGUCACUGAGUGAAUUCUCAUUUAUCCAGUCAAGUGCUUUUAUUUAU
Messenger RNA from Betta splendens (Siamese fighting fish), 2194 nucleotides. RefSeq names its product RAB guanine nucleotide exchange factor (GEF) 1 (gene rabgef1). NCBI's taxonomy places the organism in Eukaryota, Metazoa, Chordata, Actinopteri, Anabantiformes, Osphronemidae. The coding region runs from base 356 to 1894 and encodes 512 amino acids. The transcript is spliced from 9 exons. Gene Ontology annotation, molecular function: guanyl-nucleotide exchange factor activity; zinc ion binding; DNA binding. Gene Ontology annotation, cellular component: cytosol; endocytic vesicle. The record is from RefSeq and is a predicted model, not a curated record. Gene Ontology annotation, biological process: vesicle-mediated transport.